AUGAAUAGAGAGUCUGAGGGGGAGUACGCUAAUCUGGUACAGGAGCUAAAACUUUAUCAUGGCCGGUUCCGUACAUACUUUCGAAUGUCCGUGGGACAAUUUGAGGAGCUCCUCCAGACAGUGGCACCGCAUCUGACGAGACAAACCACAAACUUCAGGGAACCAAUCGAUCCGGAGCAGCGUUUGGCAGUCUGCUUAAGAUUCCUUAGCACUGGGGAUUCUUUCACCACCAUAGCCGCCAGUUUCCGCCUUGGAAUUUCCACGGUGUCCAACAUUGUGAAGCAAACCUGUGAUGUCCUCUGGGAGACCUUAAAAGACACCUACAUGCAAGUCCCCAAUGAGGAGCUCUGGAAGACAACUGCCCUGAGAUUUUCUGAAAAAUGGAACUUCCCCAAUUGUAUCGGUGCUUUGGAUGGGAAGCACAUUGCGAUUCAGGCACCAGCUAAUUCUGGCUCCCAGUUUUUCAAUUAUAAGGGCACCUUUUCUGUGGUUCUGCUUGCCUUGGUUGAUGCUGACUACCGCUUCCUAGUGGUGGAUGUAGGGGCAUCAGGCAGCAAUAGCGAUGGUGGAAUAUUUUCCAAUUCUUUAUUGGGACAUGCCCUAAAUACUGGGACUUUAAACGUUCCAGAGCCUUCUCAUCUGCCAUCUGCACCAGAGCUGGGGGCGUUACCGUUUGUUAUUGUUGCAGAUGAGGCAUUCCCUCUGAAAACUUUUCUCCUCCGUCCCUACCCUGGAAGACGUCUGCCAGAUGACCAGCGUGUGUUCAACUACCGGCUCUCCCGGGCUCGACGUGUAGUUGAGAAUGUUUUUGGCAUUCUCAGCCAGUGCUGGAGAGUCUACCAGCGCCGUCUGCAAGUGGCUCCAGAGACAGCUGACAGCAUUGUGAAGGCAACUUGCAUCCUGCACAACUUUCUGCGAAGGGCCAAUGGGAACCACGGUGCAGAGCCGGACAGUUCUGAUGGCGCAGAGGGCAGUGAGCUGGUUGACAUCAGAGGUCUUCGAGGGAACAGGGCAUCAGCUGAGGCACUGAGGGUGCGGGACACAUUCAGACGUUAUUUUAACUCACCUGCGGGACAAGUUCCAUGGCAGGUUUCUCAUGUGAACCGAGGUCUCCCUCAAUGA
This is a messenger RNA of Megalobrama amblycephala (Wuchang bream), 1122 nucleotides long. RefSeq names its product protein ALP1-like. NCBI's taxonomy places the organism in Eukaryota, Metazoa, Chordata, Actinopteri, Cypriniformes, Xenocyprididae. The record is from RefSeq and is a predicted model, not a curated record. Bases 1 to 1122 code for a protein of 373 amino acids. The transcript has 2 exons.